CGAAAUUCACCUCUAUACAAUCAUCCGCAGAGUCACAGCAACACGGAACUCUUCUCUGCUCUUCUCUCAAACGCCAAGUCUUUACUGACAUUUUGACAUGGCAACAAGAACGACCAAGCGAAAAGUUGUCGACAAGGCUCUGACCCCCGUGGAUCUGGAGGCAACAAUCCGACGGUCAUCUCGGAGCGCCCUGGCUCCGAAACGCCUCCAGUAUGCUCCAGAGGACGGCGCAGAUGAAAAACCCAUCAAGAGAGAGAAAAUCAGUCCAAAACCUGGAAGAAAGAGCAGAACGAAAAAGCCAAAGGAGCAGAAGGAUGUUGAAAACAGUGAAAACAGUGAUGUGGAGCCCCCAGCUGAUGAAUCUGGAGGACUCUCAGCCUAUGAACUGGAGAGGCUGGAGAACAUCAGACAAAACCAGGCAUUUUUGUCUUCUAUUAACCUCUUUCAGGCAACAGAUGAGCUCAACCAGGUGACCAAACCGAAGCCUUCGCACCGGGGCCUGGCGAGACCAAAAGCUACGGUUAAAGAAGUUCUUCCACCUCGAAAAUCCCUGCGUCUCCAAAAUAAAGAGGCAGAAGUGCUGACACUUCCUCCUGAGCCCAGCGGGACGUUCGUCAGUGAAAGGGUCAGUCCAGAGAAGAAGCCUGCUGGUCCUCUGCCCAUGGACCCAGUCAACAUGGAGGAUGGAGUCAAGCUGCCCUCUCAACUUCUGGAGCUCUGCUCUCAGGACCCAUCAGAAGAUAGAAAGACGAUACCUGAUCUGAAAGAGUAUUGCUCUGCAUUGAAAAACAUGAGGAUAACCGAGGCCCAAGUGGCCAAAGUGGUGAAGCACCGUAUCUUCUCUGCAGCCUUCCACCCCUGCACCAGCAGCCUGUUAGUGGCUGCAGGAGACAAGUGGGGGCAAAUCGGGCUGUGGAAUCUGGGUGGCGAUUGGGGAGAUGAUGGCGUGCUGCUGUUUGAACCCCACACCCGCCCGGUGACCUGCAUGGCGUUCUCGGUGGCUCAGCCCUCCCAGCUGCUGAGCCUCAGCUACGACGGCUCCCUGCGCUGCAUGGAUGUACAGAAGAGCGUUUUUGACGACGUCUACGACAUUGAAGAUGGUCUGAAAACCUUUGACUUCAUGUCACAUGACUGCUCCACACUUGUGGUGGGAAACUUUUUCGGAGAAGUCGCCAUCGUUGACAGACGCACCCCGGGAAACUCACACGAGUCUCUCUAUUGUCUGGACAAAACCCUGCGAUGUGUCAGCGUCCAUCCUUUACAGAAGCACUACUUCGCAGUGGCAGAAAGCAAGGUGGUCAGUAUUUAUGACAGCCGGUGCCUAAAGAAGACCAAAUGUCCGUCCAUCUCCCAGCUGCAGGGACACACUUUAAGCAUAUCCAGUGCAUAUUUCUCGCCUUGCACGGGAAACAGAGUCCUCACCACCUGUAUGGAUAACGCCAUCAGGGUCUACGAUACAUCUGCAAUGAAUACUGAAUCCCCUCUGCUCACAUCCAUCAGACAUAACAUGCACACAGGCCGCUGGCUGUCCAAGCUGUCCGCGGUGUGGGACCCCAAACGGGAAGACUGCUUCGUGGUGGGCAGCAUGAUGAUGCCCCGGAGGGUGCAGGUGUUCCACGAGAACGGGCGACCACAGCACUGCUUCAUGGACGGAGAGAACCUGAGCACGGUGCUGUCCGUCACCGCCUUCCACCCCAGCAGGAACGCUCUGAUGGGCUGCAACGCCUCAGGACGCGUGCAUGUCUUUUCCGACUGAAGUAGGACCAAAGACUGUUGACUGUUGACUUUUAGUUUGUGAGGCUGGAAAACCAAUGAAAAGAAUUUUGUCAAGCGUGGCCGUCCAGCCACCUGCAUUCUUCCCGCUCACCACGGAUCUUUCAUUCAUUAUUAAUUAUUAGUAACUUCUGUUUUCAAAGUUGGAGAAAAUAAAUCAUCGUUCUCUCCUCUUGACCAGGUGGUUGAAUUACUUACCAAUGAGUAGAGGUAUCCGAUACA
This is a messenger RNA of Salarias fasciatus (jewelled blenny), 1995 nucleotides long. It is a transcript of the gene wdr76, whose product is annotated as WD repeat domain 76. Gene Ontology annotation, biological process: regulation of DNA damage checkpoint. Lineage: Eukaryota; Metazoa; Chordata; Actinopteri; Blenniiformes; Blenniidae. The record is from RefSeq and is a predicted model, not a curated record. Gene Ontology annotation, molecular function: DNA binding; protein binding. Gene Ontology annotation, cellular component: nucleus. Bases 98 to 1756 code for a protein of 552 amino acids. The transcript has 15 exons.